AUGUCAUCCCCAUUGUAUCCACAUGCACAUCAGGCGGAGUACCUGCCAGCAUCAGCGGCAGCAGCGGACGGCAUCGGGGCUCAUCACUACGGCCUCGCAGUGGACCUCUACUCCCACUUCACCUCGCCCAUUCGCCGCUAUGCUGACCUGCUGAUGCACUGGCAGUUUCCGCUCAAAGCUGAUUUGACACUCCAUUCUGCUUCCCUCUCCCCUCCCAUCCUUCCCUCGCCUCCCUCCAGCCUCUACUCCCACUUCACCUCGCCCAUUCGCCGCUAUGCCGACCUGCUCGUGCACCGGCAGCUGUUGGCAGCACUGCAGCAAGGGAAGCGGGAUCGUGGGGAGGCGGGCGGGAAGCAGGGAGGGAGAGAUAGCGGCCCAUCUGAACAGCAGCACUGCCUGGCAAAGCUAGCAUCAAAGCGGAACCUAGCGGCCCAUCUGAACAAGCAGCACCGGCUGGCAAAGAUGGCGUCAAAGAGGAGCGCCGAACUCUGCCUGCUGCUGCUGCUGCGAGAUCAGCCCUUGGUGGAGCGCGCUGUGGUGAGCAGAAGGGGGUGGGGGGGUAGGUUUCUGGGGGGGGGAGGGGAGGAGGAAGGGGGGUAUUUUCACUGCCAGCCGCUGCUGCUGCUGCUGCGGGAUCAGCCCUUUGUGGAGCGCACUGUGGUGAGGAAGGGGGGCGAGGAGCACGGGAGGGGUGGUUGGUAUGGGGGAGGCAAGGGGUUGGCUUUGCUGCCAUCUUCUGCUGAAGGAGGAGAUUUGCACACGGACUGGGAAACAGAGCAGGCGGAGCAGCAGCAGUUCCGGCACCGCCUGCGAGUGAGAGUGGAGACCAGCAAUAGCCGACGCGUGGCGCGGGAGAAUCUGGGGGUCACUGCUGGUGCCGCUGCUGCUGCUGCUGCUGGUGAUGGGGAUGAGGAGGUGGAGGAGGAGGGGAUGGAGGGGGAGGAGGGGGAGGAGGAGGGUCGUGAGGGGCAGAGCGGCAUGGAUGUGGACGCGCCUGCAUGUGUGAAGAUUGUGGAUUUCCAGCAGGGCUUUUCUGUUGUUGAGUACUGGCUCUUCCAGACCCUCUGGGUCCAGCUGCUCCAUCGCUCACUUCCCCACCCUCAAGAUGGAGACACUGGCUCCAUCGAUCCCACUCUUUAG
This is a messenger RNA of Closterium sp. Naga37s-1, 1140 nucleotides long. The record is from the annotation of a GenBank genome assembly. NCBI's taxonomy places the organism in Eukaryota, Viridiplantae, Streptophyta, Zygnematophyceae, Desmidiales, Closteriaceae.